Messenger RNA from Centropristis striata (black sea bass), 889 nucleotides. RefSeq names its product aquaporin 8b (gene aqp8b). Gene Ontology annotation, cellular component: plasma membrane. Gene Ontology annotation, biological process: water transport; transmembrane transport. The transcript has 5 exons. Lineage: Eukaryota; Metazoa; Chordata; Actinopteri; Perciformes; Serranidae. The record is from RefSeq and is a predicted model, not a curated record. The coding region runs from base 82 to 873 and encodes 263 amino acids. Gene Ontology annotation, molecular function: water channel activity.
AGGUAUUUGUAGCUCGCCUCAGGUCAGCACGUCCAGAGUUUCAUCCUCAGCUCCACUAGGAACUCGUCUCUCUAAACACUGAUGGCUGAUGAGAAGAUGGAGAUGGCUGAAGCCGGAGCGUCUCUCAUGUCCUCAGAGUCCUCCAAGUCCUCCAAGCCUCCUGCAGCCAGGCCUCCCAACAGGUUCGAGAGGCUGUUCCAGCCGUGUGUGGGCGAGCUGGUGGGAACUACUUUCUUCGUGUUCAUCGGCUGUGUGUCGGUGAUAGAGAACGUGGAGGCAGCAGGCAGGCUGCAGCCGGCGCUGGUGCACGGCCUCGCUGUAGCCGUCAUGGUGGCCUGCAUGGCCGAGAUCAGUGGAUCCCACUUCAACCCCCCGUUCACCCUUGCCAUCUACCUGUGUGGAGGGAUGGAGCUGAACAUGGUGGCUCCCUAUCUGGCCUCUCAGCUGCUGGGAGGGGUUCUUGGAGCUGCUAUGGCCAAGUUGAUGACGUCGAGGGAGAACUUCUCCAAGGCCCAGGGAGCAGCGUUCGCCCUGCUGACGUCAGACAGCGACGUAGGAGGAGCAGUCUUUGGGGAGGUGGCCAUGACCUGCCUGGUCACCAUGGUGGUGCUGCUGGGGGCCGUCAACACCUCCACCAGGAGCCCCAUGGUGCCCUUCCUGGUGGGAUGCACCGUUAUCAUCAACAUCCUGGCUGGUGGAGAUGUAUCUGGAACGUGUCUGAAUCCAGCCAGAGCCUUCGGUCCCGCCAUAGUCAGCAACUACUGGGUCUACCACUGGGUUUACUGGGUGGGACCCAUCGCUGGAGGUCUGCUAGCAGCCGCUCUGGUUCGACUUCUCCUUGGAGACAGGAAGAUGCGUCUCAUUCUGAAAUAAGACGGAAUAAAUAAUG